Amblyraja radiata (thorny skate) is the source of this 1611-nucleotide messenger RNA. Its product is annotated as keratin, type I cytoskeletal 18-B. Lineage: Eukaryota; Metazoa; Chordata; Chondrichthyes; Rajiformes; Rajidae. Bases 64 to 1356 code for a protein of 430 amino acids. Gene Ontology annotation, molecular function: structural molecule activity. The record is from RefSeq and is a predicted model, not a curated record. Gene Ontology annotation, cellular component: cytoskeleton. The transcript has 8 exons.
AGCCCGCCGCACAGUGCACCUGUUCUGCUUCACCCCCGCCGUAGCCUACAGCCCGAGUUGACCAUGCCGAGCAUCAACAGCACCCUCUCGGCCCGCCGCAGCACCCCCCACCGUGGCCCGUCCGCAUUCUCCAGCCGCUCGGUCCAGAGCGGCUCUUGGAACCGCCUGUCCACCGCUCGUCGCUCGCUGGGCUCCGGCUCCGGCUCCGUCGUCGGCCUCAGUUCGGCCGCCGGCCUCAUCAUGUCCGGGGAGGCGGGCAACAGGAUCGGCCAGGAGAAGAUGGCCAUGCAAGGGCUGAACGAGCGGCUGGCCCGUUACCUGGAGAAAGUGAACUCGCUGGAGAGCAGCAACCGGGAGCUGGAGCUGCAGAUCAGCGCGCUGAUGGAGGAGAGGAAACCCGUCGAUAGGAACAUCAACCCCAUGUUGGCGCAGGCUCACAUCCUCAACAAACAGAUUGAGGACCUCACCAUGGGCAGUGCUGCCAUCAUGCUGCAGAUAGACAACGCCAGGCUGAGCGCAGAGGACUUCAAGAUGAAGCUGGACUCUGAAGCGCUGGUCCGUCAAGCUGUGGAGAAUGACAUCGACCGUCUGAGACAGGUCCAGGAAGACUACGCGGUGAACGCAUCCUCGCUGUGCAACGAGACUGACCUGUUGACCGAAGAAAUCCUCUUCCUGAAGAAGAACCAUGGAGAGGAAUUGAGUGGCCUCAAAGCACAUCUUAAGAACGAGAGGGUGUCUGUGAGUGUGUCAUCGAGCGAGGAGGCCGACAUCACUGACGCCGUGACAAAGGUCAGGACACAAUAUGAAGGUCUGAUGGCGAAAAACAAAGCUGAAGCCCAGUCCUGGUAUGAGUCUCAGCUGCAAGUUGUAAAUAAUCAAGUCCAGCUCAAUACAAAGGAACUUGACAGUUUCAAAGCUGAGUUCAACAUGAAACGGCAGACGAUGCAGGGUCUGGAGGUUGAGCUGGAAACUCUGAAGUCACAGGUCAUCGGACUGGAAAACAUAUUGGGAGAGACUGAGAGCAGAAAUGCCGAUGAGCUCCGUAAGAUGCAGUUAACCAUCUCCCAAAGGGAAAUGCGGUUGAUUGAAUUACGGGAUGAAAUGCACAGGAGUAAAGAAAACUACGAUGAUCUUCUAAAAAUCAAGCAAACUCUGGAAGCAGAAAUUGCUGAGUACAGGCGUCUACUCAAUGGGAACUUGAGUGUAACGCCAGCACCUCCUCCACGGACUCCAACCCCUCCUCCUGAGAUCACAACAAGGAAGACAAUCAAAGUCAUCACGACAACACUGGUUGAUGGCAAGGUUGUGGAUGAAUCAAGUGAGGUUUCAGAAUACAGUGAACAGAAGCAGAAGUGAGCAGUGCAAUGCAAUGCCCACGAUGGAACAAACUCUGGCUUUAUGAAAUAAUAUGCAUGAAUCGUGUAUUGGGUUGUAAUGGCUUCAAGCAGCGAACCACUAUCAUAGACUUUAUAUAAGGUGGUUGAACCUUCGACACUAUUCACUCUAUGCAAUGGCUUAACUUUCAAUAAAUCUUGUCUGUUACAAUUUUGUUUCUCUCAUUCCGAUCUGUCGCAGAACAUCAGUGCUAAUAAAACUGGAAUUGGUUUAUUA